Rhizophagus irregularis DAOM 181602=DAOM 197198 is the source of this 492-nucleotide messenger RNA. The record is from RefSeq and is a predicted model, not a curated record. Lineage: Eukaryota; Fungi; Glomeromycota; Glomeromycetes; Glomerales; Glomeraceae.
UCUAUCUUUAACAAGAAAUGUGUCCUACUUUACUGAUAGGGUGCCAAAAGACUUUCUGGCUACUUCAACAACAAUGACUCAAUAUAUACUCAGUUUCAGUAUUGCAAGAGAAAUGCAAAACAUCUUUAGGGGGAUACAAAUGUCAAUGGAAGAAAUGCACGAAAAGCAGGAAGAAAUGCACAAAAUACAGAAAACAAUGCAAGCGGAAAUUGACGAGAUGCAGACAACAAUGCAGAUAAAAAUUAACGAGAUGCAGACAACGAUGCAGACGAAAAUUGAUGAGAUGCAGACAACAAUGCAGACGAAAAUUGAUGAAAUACAGAAGUCAAUAAACGAAAAUAAAAACAUAAAUGGAUGAGACAAAAAAAGGCAAGGAUGAUAACUGAAUACAGCAGAAGCUUACUUACUAUUCCUAUAUAUAUAUUUUUUUUCAGUCAAAAUGGUUUUAUUUUAAACAAAGUAUUUUCUGCACUUAUCCAUUAAUAUGUGAUU